Molecule: messenger RNA, 1371 nt
Organism: Debaryomyces fabryi
Lineage: Eukaryota; Fungi; Ascomycota; Pichiomycetes; Serinales; Debaryomycetaceae
Gene: HOS2
Product: histone deacetylase
Exons: 1
Coding region: 1-1371 (456 amino acids)
Molecular function (GO): histone deacetylase activity
Source: RefSeq, a predicted model, not a curated record
AUGUCUAUACCUGCAAAUCAUAGUCCAACAUUCACGAAAGAUAAGAAGACAGAGGAAAAUACCCCAUUAUAUUUGGCAAAUUCAACGUCCAAGCUUCCCAAUGUUUCAUAUCACUAUAAUCCACAAGUAAGUCAAUAUCAUUUUGGACCUCAUCAUCCGAUGAAGCCAUUCCGGUUAAUGCUCACGGACCAUCUAGUUAUAUCUUAUAAAUUAUACGAACAGAUGGAUCUCUACACUCCCCGCCGGGCUACGAAAGAAGAGUUAUUGGAGUUUCAUGCAGAGGAUUAUAUAGAUUUUUUGCAGACUAUAACACCUGAAAAGACAUUGAAGAUGAGUGAUCAAAAACUAGCACAAUUUAAUAUAGGGGACGAUUGUCCAGUAUUUGAUGGGAUAUACGACUAUUCAUCUAUUUACGCUGGAGCAUCCUUAGAUGCACUGAGAAAAUUGAUCAGCGGAAUGUCAGACAUAGCAAUAAAUUGGUCUGGCGGAUUACAUCAUGCUAAGAAAUUUGAGCCAAGUGGAUUUUGCUAUGUGAAUGAUAUUGUUUUGAGUAUUAUUAAUUUAUUGCGAGUCCACCCAAGAGUAAUGUACAUUGAUAUUGACUUGCAUCACGGUGACGGGGUUCAAGAAGCAUUCUAUUUAACUGACAGAGUAAUGACAGUUUCAUUCCAUAAAUAUAAUGGUGAAUUUUUCCCGGGUACUGGUUCUGUUGAUGAAACAGGACUUGGAAAAGGGAAGAAUUAUGCAGUAAAUGUUCCUUUAAAGGAUGGAAUAGAUGAUGAUUCAUAUAUAAGACUAUUCAAGCUGAUCAUGGAACCUUUAAUAACGAAAUUUCAACCAACAUGUAUAGUACAACAGUGUGGGGCAGAUUCUUUAGGAUAUGAUAGAUUGGGAUGUUUCAAUUUGAACAUAAGGGCCCACGGCGAAUGUGUUAAGUACAUAAAGUCGUUUGGGAUCCCAAUGCUUGUUCUAGGUGGUGGUGGAUACACUCCUAGAAACGUUUCAAGGUUAUGGUGCUAUGAGACAUCUGUUUUAAAUGAUGUGACCUUAGAUCACACUAUUCCAAAUUAUUUGCCAACCCAUGACUGGUUCGGACCAGAUUACUCGUUACACCCUCAACUUGAUGGUAGGAUAGAUAAUAAAAACUCUAAGAAAUACUUGGAAAGUGUGAAGCAAGAAGUGUUGGAGCAAUUAAGAUACCUAACAUAUGCACCAUCAGUCCAAAUGCAAGAAAUUCCCCCUGACAUUACGGGGCUUACAGAAGAUGAAGAAGACAUAAUAAAGGAAUUGAAUUCCAUGAACGAUGAUAAGGAUGCAAGAAGCAUGAAUAAUAUAAAGGAUGAAGCCAGAAGUGGCGAAAUGGUUAACUAA